AUGGACGUCAACAUGUACGACAGCGGUGCAGAUGACAGCACCAAGAUGGUUAUUGAUUCGCAGAAGGCGGCACCAUCGCAACCCAGCUACAGCAAUGAUAGUGGGAUACCCCUUCCCGCUCAGCUCCCGGAUGGCCAGCCGACGACCCAAAUUUAUGAUAUCGAAUCAAUGAGACAUGUGCAGCUGAGCGACUUGUGUCGAACCUACAAGCUGCCCCACUCGGGAACAAUCCCGAAGCUGAAGGAAUGCCUGCGCAAUUUUAGUCGAAAUCCAAAGGUGGCAGACAUCGGCAAGCCCUAUGCGCGAAAUUCCCAUCUCGGGCCCAAGACCGGGAAGGCAUCAUCUCAUCAGAAGAAGUCUACUCAACGCCGUGAAGCCCUCUUCGAGAAUGUCCCUCCACCAAGCUCCACGCAGGGCCUACCUGUUGUCCUGUCGAGCGCGGUUGCCCUCAAGCAGAACGAGCGCGAUCUCGCAUGGGCUUCCAGCAUUAUUCAAAGAUAUCCGUACCGCACAAAAGAAGCGCGCACUAGGAUUGCUCAGGAAAGGCUGGCAGCGAGGAGGCACCUUUCGGGUUUGGAUGGCAAUCGCGAUUCUGCCACCGACCAGUCGAUUAAGAAGGGGCUCGAGGAUGCUAAUGUCAAUAUUACAAGGCUGCUCGACUAUGUAACGGGCGCCCCAUUUGUCGAUCGCACCACGCAUGCAUCAUCCAUCAGCAACAGUGGUGCAUCUUACCAUCACCAGCCUGCCACCAACAAUCAUCAAUGUAUGGACCCAUUCCCAUGCACCUCUAUCUCCUACCAGCCAAUCAUCUCAUCGCUACCUCCUUCCAAUGAAUCAUCCGCACCUCCUGCCACCAGAACCAUCACCCUUUAUAGUGGGGCAGCUCUCACCUUCACGGAAGCCGACGUUCCUCCCCCGCCUGCCAUCUCCUUUGCAAAGAACCUACCUGGACUCAAUCGGAUGUGGGACGACAUCUCAGAACACUGGAACCACCAGUCCGUUCUCGUGAUCAAAGGCAUUCCAGUUCCGAUAUGUUAUUGGAAGGAGGUCUACACGUCGAAAGGCUCCCCGAAAGGACAUCCAUGGAAGCAGAACCAAUGGAAAGGAUUGAAGGCUCGGUGGUUCGAGUGGAAGGUGCUUGUCAAUGAAUGGCGUCAAGGAACCCCUGAAGAAUUCUGGGCAAGGUUUCAAGCAGGCGGGAAGCGCCUCGGGUACAAGGUGAUUCUCGAUAGGCUCGCUGAGCAGCGGAUGGCCGAGAAUAGCCGCCUGUGUGAGAGGGCUAAGGUGGAAUACGGUGACGCAUUCCCCUCAAUUUUUUCGUACACUAAAAGUGGGAAGACCUAUGUGAAAAGUAAGGCUUCCGAUGUUGCGAAGCAGUACCGCGAGCUGAAGGGAAUGGUGGACGAGGAUGAGGAGGAUUAA
Messenger RNA from Cyclocybe aegerita, 1422 nucleotides. NCBI's taxonomy places the organism in Eukaryota, Fungi, Basidiomycota, Agaricomycetes, Agaricales, Hemipholiotaceae. The record is from the annotation of a GenBank genome assembly.